AUGUCUCAAGUAAUAUUUGAUAAACUUCAACCUGAUCAAAUGACUCAAACAAACCUUAUAUCUUUUCAAGAUGGUACUUUUGAACCUUCUUUAUCGGGUUUUACGCUUACUGUUUAUAGUAUCCAUCCUACUCAUGGAAACUUGCAAGGAAGCUUAAACUUAGCAAAAUUUACUAACCUCAAGAAAAUAACCUUUGCUUACGAUUUUACUCUCGGGAAAUUAGAAGAAAUUGACAUUAGUGAGAAUACAAAAUUAAACAUGGUGGUAUUAGCUAGAGAAAAGCAACUUAAUCAAGUAAUCGUAACUUAUACUAAAAUAGUUAUAUAUCAGAAUGGUGGUGCACGAUGGACUGAAACAAGCAAACUAUUAAAAAAACAAGCCGUCAUUCCCGUCUUUUUAAUUGAAGAUAAAAAAGCAGAGCAACAAGCAGAAGAAAUAGAAGAAUUAAAACAGCAAAUCCAAGAAAAAGAUCAACAAAUAGAAAACUUAGAAAAACAUAUCGAGAAAACUCUUACUCUUGAACAAUUUCAAGAUUUAAACGGGAUAGCUUUGCCUAACUCUGAACUUGAUUUUGAAAAUCUAAAACAAGAAGUCAAAAGACUUAAAUUGAAAGAUUUCAUUCCAUAUUUUAAAGAGCAAAAAGAUGACUUUUCUCAAUUAGUAUCAAAUGCUAAAAAUAAAACUAAAGAUAGCUUAGAAACUAUUUUAGAUCUUUUCUUACAAACCCAAAAACAACUCUGUGAUAAGGAGAAAGAGAAUGAUUCUUUUACUCAAGGUCAGUUGCAAGGUCAAUUAACUACUUGUCAGACGCUUUUACAAACUAAGUUAUCUAAAGAAGAAUUACGAAAGCUUUCCAAUCAACAAAGAGAACUGCUAAAAUUGGAACAGCAAUGGGUUAGUUUGCAAGUAAAUCAUGAAAAAACUUACGUUGAUGAAUAUUAA
Funneliformis geosporum is the source of this 942-nucleotide messenger RNA. Lineage: Eukaryota; Fungi; Glomeromycota; Glomeromycetes; Glomerales; Glomeraceae. The record is from the annotation of a GenBank genome assembly.